This is a messenger RNA of Chrysochloris asiatica (Cape golden mole), 435 nucleotides long. It is a transcript of the gene PDZD11, whose product is annotated as PDZ domain containing 11. Gene Ontology annotation, biological process: protein localization to basolateral plasma membrane; neurotransmitter secretion; maintenance of epithelial cell apical/basal polarity. Bases 13 to 435 code for a protein of 140 amino acids. NCBI's taxonomy places the organism in Eukaryota, Metazoa, Chordata, Mammalia, Afrosoricida, Chrysochloridae. Gene Ontology annotation, molecular function: protein binding. The record is from RefSeq and is a predicted model, not a curated record. Gene Ontology annotation, cellular component: basolateral plasma membrane; synapse; cell-cell junction. The transcript is spliced from 6 exons.
GCCUUGCCAGAAAUGGACAGCCGGAUUCCUUAUGAUGACUACCCUGUGGUUUUCCUGCCUGCCUAUGAGAAUCCCCCAGCCUGGAUCCCUCCUCAUGAGAGGGUAUACCACCCAGAUUACAACAAUGAGUUGACCCAGUUUCUACCUCGAAUCAUCACACUGAAGAAGCCGCCUGGAGCUCAGUUGGGAUUUAACAUUCGAGGAGGAAAGGCUUCCCAGCUAGGCAUCUUCAUCUCCAAGGUGAUUCCUGACUCUGAUGCACAUCGAGCAGGACUUCAGGAAGGGGACCAAGUCCUAGCUGUGAAUGAUGUGGAUUUCCAAGAUAUUGAGCACAGCAAGGCUGUUGAGAUCCUGAAGACAGCCCGUGAAAUCAGCAUGCGCGUCCGCUUCUUUCCUUACAAUUAUCAUCGCCAAAAAGAGAGGACUGUGCACUAG